This is a messenger RNA of Exserohilum turcica Et28A, 1171 nucleotides long. RefSeq lists its product as uncharacterized. Gene Ontology annotation, cellular component: ribosome. Gene Ontology annotation, molecular function: rRNA binding; mRNA binding; structural constituent of ribosome. Gene Ontology annotation, biological process: translation; ribosomal small subunit assembly. NCBI's taxonomy places the organism in Eukaryota, Fungi, Ascomycota, Dothideomycetes, Pleosporales, Pleosporaceae. The record is from RefSeq and is a predicted model, not a curated record. Bases 9 to 1049 code for a protein of 346 amino acids. The transcript is spliced from 3 exons.
CCGCCAUUAUGCCGCCGAGAUUAAACAUCGCCGCCUUUGCACGACCAAUUGCCUUUCGCCCAAAGCGCCAUGUGCAAUGGCCUGCACGGUCAGCCCUCGGAUUGACGCCGUCGCAAUUCCGCCUGUCGUCUGAUUCAACGAAACCGCCCGCCGCCGACCGUUCGAAGCGAGAGGACGCAAAGCCUAUUGAACAUGUCUCCGAGGAAGCAGCUUCGAUGGCGCAGACCAUGGGCGGAGAGGGACCCGACCUUAGCCAGGGCACGCCAGUUGAAGAUGUUGUCAAAGGCGACAAGGCGGCACAGGAGAUGCUGCCCAAGGUGAUGCAGGACAAGCUCAAAGCCCAACAGUCCAAAGCGACACCAAACGCCGCGCCAAAAGGAUCGCGAUCAUACUCGACCAUGACGACUCAAACAAACGGAGAGGGCGGGCUGGGCAUGGGCCUGGCAGACGUGCACAAGGUGUCGACAGCGCCAGCGAUACCAGGCUUGAAAUUUGACAUGCCAUCUCUCCCACUGCCCAAGGAUGGCCACGUCAAGCAUCGACACGAUCCGGUGGUUGACCAGGUAACUAAUCUGCUCAUGAAACACGGCAAGAAGAGCGUUGCGGAGCGGAACAUGGCACUGAUCCUGCAAUACCUCCGAACAUCACCCAUCCCCACCAUCAACCCCUCGAAGCCGCUGCUCCCCGGCGCGCCCCCGCCUUCACACCUUCCGCUCAACCCCGUACUCUACCUGACACUGGCGAUUGACUCGGUGGCACCGCUCCUGCGCAUUCGAAGUCAACGAGGCGCGGCGGGCGGUGGUGUUGCGCUUCAGAUCCCGGUGCCGCUGGGGCAGAGGCAGCGGCGGCGGGCGGCCAUCCAAUGGAUCAUGGCGGCGGCGUCCAAGAGGAGGAACAUGGGCAGUGGAAAGAACAGCUUUGCGCAGCGCAUCGCACACGAGAUCAUUGCCGUCGUGCAGGGCACCAGCGGCAUCUGGGACAGGCGCAAUGCCAUCCACAAGCUGGGCGUCGCAGCACGAGCCAACAUUGUGCUGCCGAGGAAGAGGUAGAGCGGGCUGCUGCAGGCACACGCAAGAUGGCGUGCGGUCGGAACACACCAAUGUACAAUACAUGCUACAUAGAUAGAUAGAUGUCUGCAUCGAAAUGGAUGAAUGCGGUAACUCGGGACGCG